GACCUUCCUGGUAGCAUCCGUGAGCGCUGAAAGCUGUGGCAGCUGCGGGCUGAGGCGGCGCUGGAGUCCGGUGCGAGUGAACCACAGCGGGCAGCAACUGGCUCAGCAUAGUGCAGAGGGCUCACUGACUGAGGGCAGCAGCUCCCAGGACCAGAGAGAGGCCAAGGGCUUUGCGAGAGAAGUUCUCCCUAGGACAUCAUGCGGAGUGCCACCAAGCCCUGGAGUCCAGUUACCAAAGCAGGCAGCCAUGGCCCUGAUCGCACUCGGCCCCUCCCCGGGACCCCUUCCGGCAUGAAGAGCUCCAAGUCUUCAACCUCACUGGCCUUUGAGUCUCGGCUUAGUAAGCUCAAGAGGGCCAGCAGUGAGGACAUGCUCAACAAACCUGGAAGUACCUCAGUGGGGACAGUGCGCCUGAAGAAGACCUCAACCUCUGGAGCCAUCUCCGAGCUCACCGAGAGCCGCCUGAAAGGCAACACAGGGGCUGUUCCAACAACCAAACGGACAGGCAUUCCAGCUCCACGGGAACUCUCAGUAACUGUCUCACGAGAGAGGUCUGUGCCACGUGGUCCCUCCAGCUCAAAGAAGUUGGGCUCUAGUCCAACUUCCUCCUGCACUCCCACUCCUACCAAGCACCUGAAGACCACCUCUGCAAAACCUAAGCAAGAACUUGAGGACACAGAGAAGUCUAUGCUUGAGUCCCAGGUUCGGGAACUUCUGGCAGAAGCUAAAACCAAAGACAGUGAAAUCAACAGGCUUCGAAGUGAACUGAAAAAAUGUAAAGAAAGGUGGGCCCUGAGCACUGAGGACACCAAGGCAUUAGACCCGAGUGCAGAGGGAACAUCAACCCCAGUAGGUGACACAGAACCUUUGCUAAGAACCCUGGAGGAGAAGAAUAAAAUCUUUCAGAAAGAGCUUGCUGACCUAGAGGAAGAAAACCGGGCCUUGAAGGAGAAAUUGACUUACCUUCAGCAGUCACCAAAUUCAGAAGGGGCAGCAAGUCACACUGGUGACAGCAGCUGCCCAGCAUCCAUAACCCGAGAGUCCAGCUUUGGAAGCCCAGUUGGAAAUGAGUUGUCCAGUGAAACGGAUGAGUAUAGAAGAAGCACACAUGGAAAUGCAUUGCGGACAUCGGGGUCUUCAAGCAGUGAUGUCACUAAAGCCUCUCUGUCACCAGAUGCCUCAGAUUUUGAGCAUAUCACUGCAGACACCCCAUCCCGGCCCCUGUCGGCCACCAGCAACUCUUUUAAGGACUCCAAGUGCUCCCCUACUGGGAGCUCCCCAAACAAUGCAAGUGAGCUGUCCUUGGCAUCUCUAACUGAGAAGAUACAGAAGAUGGAGGAGAAUCAGCACAGCACUGCUGAAGAGCUGCAGGCUACUUUGCAGGAAUUAUCAGACCAGCAGCAGAUGGUGCAGGAACUGACAGCCGAGAAUGAGAAGCUGGUGGAUGAGAAGACCAUUUUAGAGACCUCCUUCCACCAGCACCGGGAGAGGGCAGAACAGCUGAGUCAGGAAAAUGAGAAACUGAUCAACCUUUUACAAGAACGAGUGAAGAAUGAGGAGCCUAGUGCCCAAGGAGGAAAAAUCCUUGAGCUGGAGCAGAAGUGCACAGAUAUCCUUGAGAAGAGCCGCUUUGAAAGAGAGAAGCUGCUCAACAUUCAGCAGCAGUUGACCUGUAGCCUAAGGAAGGUUGAGGAAGAAAACCAAGGCGCUAUAGACACGAUUAAGCACCUGAAGGAAGAAAAUGAAAAGCUGAAUGGGUUCCUAGAACAUGAACGGUGUAAUAAUAGUGUGAUGGCCAAAACUUUGGAGGAAUGUAGAGUUACCUUGGAAGGCUUGAAAAUGGAGAAUGGGUCCUUGAAGGCUCAUUUGGAGGCUGAUAAGCAAAAGGCCGUAGAGGCCAGCAGUACCAUGGGGCAGACAGCAGAGAACUUCGAGGUUCAGGAAAUGCUGAAAGUGGCUCGAGCUGAGAAAGAUCAAUUGCAGCUGUCUUGCACGGAGCUCAGACAAGAAUUGCUAAAGGCAAAUGGUGAAAUUAAACAUGUUUCCAGCCUGCUAGCAAAGAUGGAAAAGGAUUACUCUUACCUGAAGGAGGUCUGCGAUCAUCAAGCAGAACAACUGAGCAGAACCAGCCUAAAAUUACAAGAGAAAGCUUCAGAGAGUGACGCAGAAAUCAAAGACAUGAAAGAAACCAUAUUUGAAUUGGAAGAUCAGGUGGAACAGCACCGUGCUGUCAAGUUACACAACAAUCAGCUCAUUAGUGAGCUGGAAAGCAGUGUGAUCAAGCUGGAGGAGCAGAAGUCAGACUUAGAACGGCAAUUGAAGACCCUGACAAAACAGAUAAAGGAGGAAACUGAGGAAUGGAGGCGGUUCCAGGCAGACCUGCAGACUGCAGUGGUGGUGGCCAAUGACAUCAAGUGUGAGGCGCAACAGGAACUGCGCACUGUGAAGAGGAGGUUAUUGGAGGAGGAAGAGAAAAAUGCCAGGCUGCAGAAGGAGCUGGGGGACAUACAGGGCCAUAGCAGACCUGUGAAUGAAGAGUCAGAGCCCUCAGAAGUUGAUGCUGCUGGCCGAUGGCAUGGAGUCUAUGUCAACAGAACAUCUUCAGCUCCUUCAGAGUCUGCAACCACUGUAAAGUCACUGAUUAAGUCAUUUGACUUAGGACAUUCAGGUGGAGCCGGACAGAGUAUUUCUGUCCACAAGACUCCCAGAAGCCCCCUGAGUGGGAUCCCAGUGAGGACUGCUCCAGCAGCUGCUGUCUCUCCAAUGCAGAGACAUUCAACCUACAGCACCAUGCGGCCAGCCAGCAAAGGGAUGGCUCAGCGCUUGGAUUUGCCAGAUCUGCCCCUCUCAGAUCUUCUGAAGGGAAGGGCUGAGGACCGGAAGUCAGACCCUUACCUCCGAAAGAGUCCUUCACUGGAGUCCCUGAGCAGACCCCCCUCUCUGGGCUUUGGGAAUACCAGGCUGCUGAGUGCAUCCACUGGGGGUCUGAAACCAAGCAAGCUCAGUGUUGAAAGAAGAGACCCUCUGGCAGCCUUGGCCCGGGAGUAUGGUGGCUCUAAGCGCAAUGCACUCCUGAAAUGGUGUCAGAAGAAGACAGAAGGUUAUGCGAACAUUGAUAUCACCAAUUUCAGCAGCAGCUGGAGCGAUGGGCUGGCCCUCUGUGCUCUGCUGCACACCUACCUGCCUGCCCACAUCCCAUACCAGGAGCUGAACAGUCAGGAGAAAAAAAGGAAUCUCUUGUUGGCAUUUGAAGCAGCUGAAAGUGUAGGCAUCAAACCCAGCCUGGAGCUCAGUGAGAUGCUGUACACGGACCGGCCUGACUGGCAGAGUGUGAUGCAGUAUGUAGCCCAGAUCUACAAGUACUUUGAGACAUAGAAGACCCAGCAACAGCACCUGCCACUUGGCCUGAAGUUAGUCCUGGAAGAGCCUGCUCACUGUCCACCACACCUGCUGUGCCCACCAUCUAGCCAUCUGGAUUUCCAAGGAAGGCUUAAGUCAAGUGGAUCUGCACUCCAUGGAGAAGCAGAGCUGGCUCCACCAUGUCCCCAUCUCAGAUGCAAACCUGUCUGGUGCCCAUGUUCAGGAAUCCUUGUUCCCAAUGGGAAGGUUCUAGAGAAGCAGGCUCCACUUCUCACACACUGGGUCUCAAACCCAGGCCCUCUUCUGUGAGAUUCCAGAGUAGUGCCAGUCUAGUCUCGUUUAUUCCAGAGUGGUGCCAAUCCAGUCUCGUUUUGCUGCCUACACAUGACAAACAGCACUUCAAUCACCAUGUCUCUUCUUCUUCCUCCUCUAGGAAAACUGCUCUAGCUUUGCUUUAUUCAAAACUUUGUCCUUACCAGCUGCCUACCCACCCCACCCCCAAUAAAACAACACCCUACAAAACAGAAAGACAAAAGCAGAUUUUGCUUCUUAGCAACCUGGAAACAAUGAUUAGGGAAAUAGUAUGCUCUGUUCUAUGUAACCGAGGACUUAAUGACAGUGUAUAGCUCUCACCAUCCCUAUUUGAUUCCUCACAAGUAUAAAGAAACACUUAGGUACCUUCCUUUCUGAGAGUCCAUUGGAGGCCAGCUGGCAUGCUGAUUAACCACACAGCCUGGGUACAUCCCUGGUGUCCCAGCUGAUAAGAGCUGAGACAAUUGUCCACAGCACCUUCUGCCCUGCUAUUGAUUGACAGUCCCAUUCACACACAUGUCUGCCCAACACAUAGAACUCAACACAAGUCUCUUCUGUGUGUGAAGCAGCCUGUGCUGGUGAGCUCCUUGCACAUUUGCACAGUUCUACAGACUGGAAGGUAUGUCCCUUGGGAUUCUGGGUGGACAGAACUAUAAGUCAUGUUUUGGCUCCAAACACACUUGGUCCUUGUUGGGCCUUUUACAUUUGCCUAAUGAAAGACGUUAUUAGGAGGGGUGAUGGUGGCUCUGUCUCCUAAUACCCUGCUGGUUUCCUAAGAGGCAACAUGGCCCCUCCCUCAGUGCUCUACUGAAAGUGGCGCCCAACUUUCCUAAUGCUGGGAGUGCCUCAUGUGGUGACCCCCAACCAUAAAAUAAUCUCAUUGCUAUUUCAUAACUGUAAUUUUGCCACUGUUAUGAAUCAUUAUAUAAAUAUCUGACAUGCAGGAAAGGGUCCCCAACCCACAGGUCAAGACCAAUGCUCUAGAAGCUUUUUGCUAUUUUCCUUGGACAAACAAAUAUGCACUUCAUAACAAAUGAGGGUGCCCCUCUCUCAAACAGUUGUGUGUCCACAAAUACCCAUUACUGUUCUAAGUGCCAAACAGCCCUGUACUGGUCCUUUGACCAAGGGCCAUGCUCACAGCAACCCCUAAGAAUGAUUGCCAUAGUUACAGUGAAUCUUUGCCUGCUUGUCUGAGCCACUCUGCUGGCCCAGCCCCUAUCCUUAGAGGACCUGGAUCCUGACCCUCCCUCCAUCCCUCUAAUGGUGGCAGCUGGGUGCAGCAGCACUAAUUCUCAAGCUAAUGUAGCCUCAUGGGGCUACAGACUCCACCUUUGUCGGGCUCUGUCUGUAGUUCUUGGCUGUGGCUCCGUACAGAUCCCCUGAGACUCCUAGGAACUUCAUGUCUGACCCUCGGAUCAGGUGAGUUAGAAUAGCUGGAACGGAGCAGAGAUGGAGUUUGCACAUGCUCACAGUUCUCCAGAACUGAUGUACAGCCAUGUAGAGGGCUAGGACACUAUUCCUUGCCCCUUGUCCUCUCCACAAGAGCUACUGAAACAGGCCCUCUUCAUCUCCAGGUGGAAGUUGAGGGCCCAGAACCUCAUUUCUGAUGAAUGUGUUCCUAUGACAGCUGGUACUUGGGCUGGCUCCCUGUUGUGUUAACAUAAUUGAUGAUAUCCACCCCCUGCCCCCGUCUCCAGGUGUCUGCUUUGCCCAGCCUUCACCGGAAGGAGUUCUGCCCCUCACCACUGGGUGAUGUUUCUUCAGGGCUGAUCUCAGGAACUGUGUAGGAGAGGCCACAGUUAAGGCAUGAGAGUUUGGUUUGUCUCUGGGUAUUGUCAGGGUGCUAUUUAGGAAUCUAGGAACUCUUGGCAGAGCAAUCUCUGUGCUGAUCUCCAGACACCUUUUAGUUUCCCUGUAAGUAGAGGCACUUUGUAGCCUCAGGUUGCUGAGGACCAGCCAGCCAAGUCUAUUCUUUUUUUUUUUCUUUUUGUUUGUUUGUUUUUGGGGGUUUUUUUUGUUUGUUUGUUUGGUUGGUUGGUUUUUUGUUUGUUUGGUUGGUUGGUUUUGAGAUGAGGUUUCUCUGUAUUGUUUUGGUGCCUGUCCUGGAACUCACUCUGUAGACCAGGCUGGCCUCCAUCCAACUCACAGAGACCUGCCUGCCUCUGCCUCCCGAGUGCUGGGAUUACAAGCGUACGGCACCAACGCCUGGCUAUCUGUUCUUGUCUGUAUCCUAGGGUUUUUUUUUUUUUCCUGACUGUUACAGCUCUUGCCAGGGAUGUAGAAGAGGAAUGACUUGGCCUCUCAAUAGAAGAAGUUACUGCUGGUGAUGGGGGCAGGACAGAGGGCACACAGAGCUGACACAGAGGGCUGACAGAGCUCCGGUUUUCUAUCACUGCUACAUGUGGAGGUGCAGGGUCUGGGAAGAGCUCCAGGGCAUAAAAAUGAAUAUGGAGAAUUGACCAGCUAAGAACGGAAGCAUGGGGGCAGAGGUCUUACCUUUGCUUGGUAUUUGUUGUUGUUUAUUUUGGCUUUGGUUUUUUGGUUCUGUUGUUGUUUUUAUUUGUUUUGCUUUGUUUUGGGUUUUGUGAAACAGGAUCUCAUGUAGCCCAGACUGGCCUUGAACUCAUGCCUCUGCCUCCUGGGUGCUGAGAUUAGAUACCUCGCUUUGGUGCUUUGUUCUUGUUUUAUUUGCUUUGUAAACUAUCAUUCAGAGGCUAUUAGAGGCCUCCAUAACCACAUUUCUUUCCAGCUACCCUCAGCUAAGCACAAAGAGAGCUGCAAAAUGCAAGGCCCUGAGAAGUUAAGACAUGUAGAGAAAUGUGUGGUUCUCUGCACUGAGUGGUAUCUGAACUGAUGGUGGAUGGCAGUGCCCAGGCCACUGCCCACAGGGACAGUAUUCCAAGGAAUGUCCGUCUUCCUAGCCCCUCCUCCCUUCAGCAUCCAUGCCUGCCCUUAGUUCUCAUUCUUCCAUCCAGUUGUUCCUCAGCUUUUGUAGACCAUGGCUAGAAAACAGAAAUCCAUGUCCUGCUAAGCACAGCGCCACCGCCUGUGGCUUCAGCUACUCUGGAGCUGGAGACAGGAGAAUCUGUUGAUCCUGGGAAUUUGGGACCAGUCCGGGCAGAACAGACCCUGAGAGGGUGAGGGGCUGUCCCAAAGCAAUCAGCCAUCUAGCAAUAAUGAAUAUCGGCCAUACCUCUUCCUGUCUCCCACGAGCACCAGCUGCAUGCCAGUCUCUGACCUCUCUCCCCCUACAACCUGUCAGCUGGCCAGUAGAAAUGGAGAGCUGAGACCCUUAGGAACAAACCCACUCACCAAAUUCAGCCGUUCCUAAGUAUUCCAGUUUGAGAUGCCUACCACUGUCACAAAGGAAAACGAGAACCCCAGCCAAUUGAAGAGCAGUGUCUGCAGCAUCUGCUGAAGCCCCUGGACACCUGGGUUCUCUGACUGAGGUUGGAAUUCUGACUGGAACACCUUGAGUAGCUCACUGACUCUAACUACAUUAGUUGAAUGCACUCGAUACAUGUGUGGCCUCCUUUCCCUCAAGAGCACACUAGAUAGCACCAAGCACUGCCCAGAGGGGACAUACCGUCAGAGGUGGGCGGGGCUCCGAAGUGUAAGGUGUGCCACUGUGUACUAUUUCUAAUAAAUAUAUUUUGUUUCUA
Molecule: messenger RNA, 7334 nt
Organism: Phodopus roborovskii (desert hamster)
Lineage: Eukaryota; Metazoa; Chordata; Mammalia; Rodentia; Cricetidae
Gene: Specc1
Product: sperm antigen with calponin homology and coiled-coil domains 1
Exons: 16
Coding region: 199-3375 (1058 amino acids)
Biological process (GO): actin cytoskeleton organization
Cellular component (GO): filamentous actin; microtubule organizing center
Molecular function (GO): protein binding
Source: RefSeq, a predicted model, not a curated record